Molecule: messenger RNA, 360 nt
Organism: Recurvomyces mirabilis
Lineage: Eukaryota; Fungi; Ascomycota; Dothideomycetes; Mycosphaerellales; Teratosphaeriaceae
Exons: 1
Coding region: 1-360 (119 amino acids)
Source: RefSeq, a predicted model, not a curated record
AUGCCGUGUGCUCUUACCUCUCCGAAUCAGACAGCCAAGGACCGCGUGCUCAUUCCACUCCUCUCUGCUCACCUCAACGGACAUCUCGGCAACACCGUCUACGACUUCGCGUCCACCGUCUUCGGCACCGACGCCACGGAAGAGGUUCUCAAGCAAGAGAAGGAGGACACGGUCGCCUACGGGUAUGAGAAUGGCGGGUUCGGGCAGACUGUCGUCUGCACCAGUCUGAUGCGUGCUUGGCACUACCAUGGUGUGUUGAGCGAGGAGAAGAAUAGUGAGGAGUUGAGGGAGAUCGUGGUCAAGCAUUUUGGUGAGGAGAUGGUUGCUGAUAUCGCAGCUAAUGUUGUCUCUGGUAAUUAG